Messenger RNA from Ustilaginoidea virens, 249 nucleotides. RefSeq lists its product as uncharacterized. The record is from RefSeq and is a predicted model, not a curated record. NCBI's taxonomy places the organism in Eukaryota, Fungi, Ascomycota, Sordariomycetes, Hypocreales, Clavicipitaceae. The coding region runs from base 1 to 249 and encodes 82 amino acids. The transcript has 3 exons.
AUGAGAUUAGGAGGUAGAUAUUGCAUAACGACAAGGGAAAUUGCAUUGGUGUAUAAAUUACAGCGACCUAGAAAAGCCUCGGCAAAGCCAGAGGUGAAAUACGCCAUGCCGAUGCCAGAACAUAUUUUUCUUCCGUUCCCCAGCUUUCCCCUCCCGUCCAUCCCUGUUCGCCUUUUGAUCCAUCAGCGGACGUCGCGUCAAAGCCCACCGAUUACACGCAACCAGUCUUUCGUCACCCCCAAACUAUAA